This is a messenger RNA of Anguilla anguilla (European eel), 4362 nucleotides long. Its product is annotated as leukemia NUP98 fusion partner 1-like. The record is from RefSeq and is a predicted model, not a curated record. Bases 2284 to 2946 code for a protein of 220 amino acids. Lineage: Eukaryota; Metazoa; Chordata; Actinopteri; Anguilliformes; Anguillidae. The transcript has 4 exons.
CUUCCCUCUCCUGUCAGGGAGGCAACCGCCCAACAGGUGUUCCGCUGCCACCGGUCGAAUUCAAUAAAACUAUAUUUCAUUUACACGGCUGUGCGUGUGCUGUACCAGGACACUGCUCCAGCCCAUCCUGUAAACAACUGCAACAGAAGGUCGCCCUGUCUGUCCUUCUGAAGAUGACCUCAUAUUUUGCGCCUGCGGCAUGCAGACUGGGUGGGAUUUCAAACACAUUAAAAAAUUUACUGGGACAAGUAUCUUUGUUAGUUUCUCCCAGUGUGAAAAGUCUAUUGGUAAUCAUAAUUAUCUCUUCAAUAUAAUGUACUUCAUGAAUUUUGUUCUUUAUAAAGUGUAUAUACUGGCACAUACUCCAAAGCAGACUAUAUCAAACCAUUUCCUGACAUUCACAUCAGUCAGCGUUGCAUGCACUGUAUACUUGGUCAUUUUGACAUAUCAGGAACAUUGUUCUUUCAUAGUUUUACCAUGUCAGGCUACGUGUAAAGUGUCUAUCCUUAUAUUUUCAGCUUUGGUGGAUUUGGCGAUAUCUGUGAUGACUGGUGAUCACAAAAGUUUGACUUCACACUCCAAAUACCAGAAUUCCAUUUGAAACAGUUCUUACCAGGUCUUACUAGGUAGCAAUUGUCAUUGUACCCUUGAGCAAGUUACUUAUCCUGCAUUGCUUCAGUGUAUAUCCAACUGUAUAAAUGGAUGCAAUGUAAGUGUUAUGUAAAAAGUUGUGAAAGUCAUUCUGGGUGUGUGCUAUAGUACAUGCUUGUAAUGUAAAGCACAUCAUAUGUUUAUUUUUCUUAGAAGAUAAGCCAGCAGUAACAUAUUUUGCGGAAAUAAAACUGCCUAGAGGCAACCAACAAUGUGCGUCAUCACAUUUGAGUACAUGGCGUGAUUGUCACACCCAGUGCAGUCAAUGUAAAAUAGCACAUGGAGGAAUAAUUGCAGAACGCAAACAUCUAAUUGAUAUUUCAACAAAAAUUUCUACAUUUUUUAAUAUGAAAAAAUUUAUGAUUGACCCUAAGAAUACAUUAUGUUUAGGUCUAUAAUUCACCGUAUCGCUUCAUUAAUUGGAUCUUAGGGACCACUGAUUUAGGGCAGGUCAUAGGGAAACAACAAGGAACCACUGGGGCCAUAUUAGAAGAGAUGAUAAGUUCAAGCCUAGUGCUGAGGAUUGUUCUCAGACCAUUAACAUAUUAAGAUAGAGAUGAGCUACUAAUGAAUGAUUGAACUGGUGGUCUUAAAAUGUUGAAAAUUAAAGAUCACAUGGAACUUACUGCAUAAGCAGUUACUCUGGUGCCAAAGUCCGAUCCUGGCUAUCUUAUUCUGGCGCCUAAUUAGUUCCAUCUUGUUUUAAUAGUUCCCUCCCACCUCACCUUGGGGCUACUCCCAUGAGAUUGUUUUUGAUUAUGAGAUAUGGAGUAAUCACAAAGCAGGUACUAAAACUGCUCAGGCCAGCUGGUGUUUGUUUUGCAGGUAAAAGCUAAAAGUGUCUGGAAAUGCUCUGGCCGCAUUCAGUCUCAGUUUCCAUUGUGCACUCCUGGUCAGGACAGAGGCAGGCUGGCCUGUGGAGGAAUGUCUGUCUGUGGGUAAUGACGUCUGCUAUUGGACCACUGUGAUGAUUCCAGCAUCUAAAGCACAAUUCUAGUCCACAAUGCCCCACCACCCUCUACCCACAUUGAAAUGUUGGGGGGGGGGGGGCUGUUGGGGGUGUGUAAAGAAAAAAAGAGCCAGAAGCGCUCCAUAAUUAUUGACAGGUUUGAUGUGCUCAGCCAGUGGAAAGUAUUGGAAAAUUGGAGUUUCAGCACCAGCUGCCCUCUGGGCUUGGACUGGCCCUGCUAGGAUCUGUAAUGGAAAGAUGGAAAGCAACUCCCCCUAACCUCCCAUUCCCUCCCCUCCCACAUACACAGCCUUACUCCAGCCCCAGUCCCUCCCUCUCCAAUAAAGAAGAGGUUUCAGGGGAUUCACUUAAUGACUUUGCUGAAGCCUGUACAGUGUUUUCUCGUUCAUGUUCUGAACAACAAUCUCCAGGAGCCGCUUUAACGAGUCAUCAGGAUCUAAUUACGGCCCCCAAAGUUUUCCAGAGAAAAAACAAGGCAACAGAGCUCCAGAGUACACCUGUCUGUGGGACAUCGAGUUCCGAAACGCACUCCAGUUUGGCACUGCCCAGGCUGGCCCAGACCAUACCGGACCGGACCGGCCCUUUCUCUGCAGGAACCCGGAGCCCGCGAGAGCUCCUCACCCAACUUCACUCUGUCGCUCAGGCUUUACCCUGCGAUCAUCAUGGACAACGACGAGGACGAGGACGGGAACUUCACCAAGUGGAUGAGCAGCUACUGGGGGCACAGCGCCGGGGACGAGCGGGCCAGGGAGCACCGGCGCAGCUUCAGGAGACCGUCCCUGCCCCGCCCGCCCCAGGACCGCCGCGCCUCGCUGCCCUGCCAGUCCCAGCUCAAUGCUAUGCAGCUGAACCCCUUCCACACGGCCACCCCUGCAUCCCUAUCCACCCACACCAAGUCCCGGGACAAGACAGAUGCCAAGCCUCACCCCCGCGCCUGCCCUGCCUCCUCUGAUGACAACAGCCACAUCAAGAGCCCCCUGGUGAACAGCCGAAUCGGCACCAUCCAGGAGCUGUCCGAAUCCCUGGAGAAGCGGCUCCACUUCCGCGGCCACAGCGUCACGUCCCUGAGCGACGCUGAAGACCUGUGUCUUAUUUGCCAUAAUGAGGCGAGGGGGAGAGAGACACGCUGCGCACACCGUCCCCUCAAAGAGGGGAAGAGGCCAGAAUGGAGGCUGUGUGGCAGUGGCAAUAGAGGCAGUAGUGCCGCUGGUGGUGCCAUGUCAACGGUGUGCAACGGACAGAGGUCCAGAGACGCCUCUCACUGUGUGGAGCAUGAGGAUCAUCGCCAAACACACAGGAAGCUCUCUCUGCGAAGGCAGCGCUGAUGUCACACCUCCCCCUAACUUCCUGUUGAACACUCUCCCCACUUAAUCUCGGCCAAGCCCUUCCCUUUAUUAGCCUUGCUCCCCAACACCUAUUGUCCCGCCCCUCUAACCCCUCAAAAACAAAGAUCAGUAGGAUGUCAGUACUACACACCAGUGUGUGCGUCACAUGCCAGAGACAGUAUAACAUAUGUGCAGAUGCGUCACAGACUUAAAUCAACACUACACACCUGUUUGUGUGUCACACACCUGAGUCAAACACUAUACUCAGCUGUGUGUGCAUCACAUACCUGAGUCAAUACUACACACCUGUGUGUGCCUUGGGCUGUUUUUUCUGCACUGCAUGUUCGGAGUAUGGAUGCUCCAUGGAUAACACCCAAAGUGACAUGGCUAUCUAUGUCCUAACCACCUUCACAGACAUAAAUUUGCAUAUGGUCAUGAGAAAGGCCCAGCUCAUAGUUUGUUUCAACAUCAAGUCCAAUAAUUAUAAUCAUCAUAAUCAUAGUUUCAAAACCACACCUAACUGUGCUGCCUUCACUUCAUUUUGGAAUUUAUUAGGAAAUUGGAGGUCUUCAGAUUCCUUCUCAAUGUUUGUGUGUACUUAUGCACUCUGCUCACAAAAAAAGUAUAGUUGCCAUAUUGUCCAUGAACAGUAGCUGUAUUGUAGCAGCUUUGAACAGCUUUAACUGUCAAAUGUAACAGGCUUGUGGGUAUGGUUACCUACAAAGCUCACAUUUUAUAAUAAAGAUUUGUUGCAAAUUAAUCUUACAUGAUUUGCUACAAAUAAUGAAAAGAAACUAAAUAAAUAGUUCAAACUUUUGGUAAAAUAAAGAUUUGCUUUGUCAGUAAAUGAAGCAAUGCUUUGGCCUAUUCUGCCUUCAUUAGGUGAUAGACAGGGGGAGGUUGUGUCAGCUGAAAUGUUGGCUUUUACUUUACAUUACAUUAAAGCUGAGAUCCAGCAUACAGGAAAUAUUUUUUACCUGUAUAUUUUGUUUAUUUUCAUAAAUUCAUAUUUUCUGUAUAGCACUUGAAAUUUUAUCAAGAGAAGGUUUUUGAUAAUAUUAAUGCUCCUUAAAAAAAACUUUAUCAUGAAACAACAUUUCCAUUUAUUUGGAUCUUCAGGUGGGUGAAAUGUUUGUGCCAGUUUUGUUGUUGUAAAGUCAGCCAGAAGCAUUUCAAGUAGUCUUAAAUAGUCAUAUGUGCAAACUGUUGUAUGUUGGGACAUGUAUUCUGUAAUUGGUUGUCAGGUCACAGUUAAAAUGGAUUUUAGACGCUAUGCCCUAGCCCAGUGUCAUUGUCAUCUCUGUACAUUAACUUGAUAAUAUUCAAAGCAAAUAAAUAUAUUUGAUCUGUUGCUUGGCUGAGGAACUCUGUUUCAAAGCACAGUGGUGUCAGUUUACACCCUUUAUUAAAAUUAAA